Molecule: messenger RNA, 963 nt
Organism: Hydatigera taeniaeformis
Lineage: Eukaryota; Metazoa; Platyhelminthes; Cestoda; Cyclophyllidea; Taeniidae
Source: the annotation of a GenBank genome assembly
AUGGGUGAAGAAGUGCAUUACCGUGGGACAUUAGAUGGACAUAGCGAUUGGGUUACACAGAUUGCAACGAAUGCUCAGCAUCCAGAACUUCUCCUUUCAUCGUCCCGAGAUAAAACCCUUAUAAUAUGGGAGCUCCAGAGCCAGCAGGGUAAAUUUGGUGUCGCUAAGCAUGCUCUUCGCGGUCACAACCACUUUGUUAGCGAUGUUGUCAUGUCCUCUGAUGGACAAUUCGCCAUAUCUGGCUCUUGGGACAAGACCCUUCGCUUGUGGAAUUUAACCACUGGUCAGACGGCUACCCGUUUCACCGGACAUAGUGGAGAUGUUCUCAGCGUUGCUUUCAGUGCUGAUAAUCGUCAAAUCGUAUCGGGUUCUCGCGACCGGACUGCUAAGCUCUGGAACACCCUUGGCCUCUGCAAAUACACUUUUGACAACGAGGGUCAUAGUGAUUGGGUUUCUUGUGUCCGCUUCUCCCCCAAUAUGGAAACGCCGCUGAUUGUUAGCUGUGGCUGGGAUAAGGUUGUUAAGGUAUGGAAUCAGCGUAACUGUAAGCUGAGGACUGACCAUUUUGGACAUACUGGUUACCUUAACAAUGUCACAAUUUCUCCUGAUGGUACUCUCUGUGCUAGCGGUGGGAAGGAUGAACAGGCGAUGCUCUGGGAUUUAGCUGCUUGCAAAUAUCUGUAUACUCUCCCCAGCGGUGCCGAGAUUAACUCCCUUUGCUUCUCUCCCACUCGCUACUGGCUCUGCGCUGCUGCGGGCCCUUCGAUCAAGAUCUGGAAUCUGGAAGACAAGGUAUUGGUAGAGGACCUCCGCGUUGAACCCGCCGUCAACACGGAGUCAAAGAAGAAACCUAAAUUGCCUGUCUGCACUUGUCUUGCGUGGUCUGCAGACGGAUCUACCCUCUUUGCUGGUUACACUGAUAAUCGCAUUCACGUUUGGCAAUUCAUGCACACUGCUGAGUAA